UUGUAAUUUUCGUCUGAAACAUAUCUAUUUUUUUGAUAAAUUUCUUUGGAUUACAAUGCAGGUGAAUCAUUUAGUCGUGGAUAAUAACCCUAACUUGAAAAACUUUGAGAAUCUUUGUAACUUUUGAUUUCUUCUGUCAAACAUGGUAUAAGUCAACCUGUCUCUUAAAAAUUUGGAGAGUACUAAUUGUCUCUCCAUACAAAAAUAAUAGGGAUAAGAAAAUAGAGUUCUAUUUUAUCGAAAAUUAAAUGAACUUAUAUAAAAUUAUUAUUGUAUUUUUAUAUAUGUAUUAAGUACUUUCAUAUAUUAAGUAACUUCUUCAAACACAACAGAAGACAAUCUGUCGUGUAAAAAUUUGGAAAGUACUUAUUGACUCUCCAUCCAAAAAUAAUCAACACAAUUAACAGAGCCCUCAACUCACAGCUAAAAUUAAAUAAACUUAUAUAAAGUUAUUAUUGUAUUUUUAUAUAUUAAGUAGAUACCCUUUAAAAUUUCAACCUUUUUUCUCUUAACAGCCUUACAAUUUUUUAAAUUUAAUUUUCUUUCCAGAAUUCGAUAAACUAUUUAAUUACUGCCAAAAAACUACUACCAACUACUUCAAUUAACCAACACAAAAAUGUGUCGUUUUCAAUGUAGCGAUCCAAAAACGUGUAAAGUACCUAAAUACGUUUUAGGACCACUCAAACAACAAUUAUUAACUUCGACUACAACAGAUUCAUUUAAUCAGAAUUGCCCUCCUUCCCCUCCCAAAUUUGUGCGGAAUCGGAGUGUUUCAUUUUUUUCUGGCUCCUCAGAUUCAGAAUAUUCUAGCAGUGAUGAUGAAUGUUUCCCCUUCGAACAAAAUAUUCGGCAAAAGCAACGUUUCUCUCCCUUAAAUACACCUGAAUGUCUUUCAACAGACAAUUUAACAAUACCUGAAAUUACAACGAUGACCUCAAAUGAAUCUUCUGUUGAUUCUGGUUUUGUUGAAGAGGAAAAAAAUUCAAAAAAGGCAGCAAUCGAAACCAAAGAAGAAGAAGCUAAAGAAGAUGUUAAGCCCCAAAUAAAGUCAAUUUUGCUCAAACAAAGAUUUAUAGUCGAAGAAAAACCAAAAAAGAAAGUCAAAUUUGCCGAUGAUUGCGGCCAGUUUUUGUGUAAAGUUCGGUGUAUUCCCGCAAGAGAAAAAAUUGAUAUUUUGUGGAAUGAUGUUGUUGAUUUAAGGGAGACGAGUAGGGCCGAUAAUGAUUCUACGAGUUGGAGGGAUGUUCUAUUGUUUAAAUUAAUUAUGACUGCAGGCUUUAGGCAAGCUUUCUUUUUUGGAAAUUAGUUAUAUUUGGCUGUCGAGGUGUUGGAACUCCAUUAAAUUCCUCUACAACAACCUCUAAUAAUAAUAUUUGUGUUGGCGGGACAACCAACAAACCGGUUAACAACGGAUUAGGAU
Molecule: messenger RNA, 1420 nt
Organism: Meloidogyne enterolobii
Lineage: Eukaryota; Metazoa; Nematoda; Chromadorea; Rhabditida; Meloidogynidae
Source: the annotation of a GenBank genome assembly